AUGCAGAACGACGCGGGCGAGUUCGUGGACCUGUACGUGCCGCGGAAAUGCUCCGCCAGCAACCGUAUCAUCGGCGCCAAGGACCACGCGUCCAUCCAGAUCAACGUGGCCGAGGUGGACAAGGUCACCGGCAGGUUCAACGGCCAGUUUAAGACCUACGCCAUUUGUGGGGCCAUCCGUAGGAUGGGCGAGUCUGAUGACUCCAUUCUGCGGCUGGCCAAGGCUGAUGGCAUCGUGUCCAAGUAA
Orycteropus afer afer is the source of this 246-nucleotide messenger RNA. RefSeq names its product ribosomal protein S21 (gene RPS21). The coding region runs from base 1 to 246 and encodes 81 amino acids. The transcript has 4 exons. The record is from RefSeq and is a predicted model, not a curated record. Gene Ontology annotation, biological process: translation; endonucleolytic cleavage to generate mature 3'-end of SSU-rRNA from (SSU-rRNA, 5.8S rRNA, LSU-rRNA); endonucleolytic cleavage in ITS1 to separate SSU-rRNA from 5.8S rRNA and LSU-rRNA from tricistronic rRNA transcript (SSU-rRNA, 5.8S rRNA, LSU-rRNA). Gene Ontology annotation, molecular function: structural constituent of ribosome. Gene Ontology annotation, cellular component: ribosome; cytosolic small ribosomal subunit. NCBI's taxonomy places the organism in Eukaryota, Metazoa, Chordata, Mammalia, Tubulidentata, Orycteropodidae.